AUGAUCAUUAUUAUCUAUCUAUCUAUCUAUCUAUCUAUCUAUCUAUCUAUCUAUCUAUCUAUCUAUCUAUCUCAUUCUCUUCCUAUCUGUCUAUCUCAUUCUCUUUCUAUCUAUCUAUCUAUCUAUCUAUCUAUCUAUCUAUCUAUCUAUCUAUCUAUCUAUCUAUUACCUAUAUCUAUCUAUCUAUCUAUCUAUCUAUCUAUCUAUCUAUCUAUCUAUCUAUCUAUCUAUCUUAUGUCAGACUAUGUCAAAUUAAUGUUUGGAAAUUCGUUCAGAUACAUUUUCAGUACAAAAACAAGAUGGCGUAAAUUCUCGUGUCUCCAUGAUGAAUUUUGGGUAAGAAACGAAAAUAUUCGUCUACGUCGUGCAUUUCGUUGGUUUUUCUUUCUUUUUCUUUCUUUUUCUUACUUCUUCUUUCUUUUUCUGUCAUUUUCUUACUUUUUCUUUAAUUUUCUGUCUUUUUCUUUCUUUUUCUUACUUUUUCUUAUUUUUUCUUUCUUUUUCUUUCUUUUUCUGUCAUUUUCUUCCUUUUUCUUUCAUUUUCUUACUUUCUCUUACUUUUUCUUUCAUUUUCUGUCUUUUUCUUUCUUUUUCUUACUUUUUCUUUCAUUUUCUGUCUUUUUCUUUCUUUUUCUUUCAUUUUCUUCCUUUUUCUUUCAUUUUCUUACUUUCUCUUGCUUUUUCUUUCAUUUUCUGUCUUUUUCUUUCUUUUUCUUACUUUUUCUUAUUUUUUCUUUCUUUUUCUUUCUUUUUCUUUCAUUUUCUUCCUUUUUCUUUCAUUUUCUUACUUUCUCUUACUUUUUCUUUCAUUUUCUGUCUUUUUCUUUCUUUUUCUUACUUUUUCUUAUUUUUUCUUUCUUUUUCUUUCUUUUUCUUUCAUUUUCUUCCUUUUUCUUUCAUUUUCUUACUUUCUCUUACUUUUUCUUUCAUUUUCUGUCUUUUUCUUUCUUUUUCUUUCUUUUUCUUACUUUUUCUUAUUUUUUUCUUUCUUUUUCUUUCACUUUCUUCCUUUUUCUUCCUUUUAUAUAG
Molecule: messenger RNA, 1029 nt
Organism: Acanthosepion pharaonis
Lineage: Eukaryota; Metazoa; Mollusca; Cephalopoda; Sepiida; Sepiidae
Source: the annotation of a GenBank genome assembly